CUGAUACAUUUAUAUAGCUAUACAACCAUGUCGAUCGCGAUGGCGCUACUGCCAAUUGUUGUAUUGGCGCUGCUUGGCCAUGUUGCAACAGCCCCCACACCCGUUCAGGUUGUCUAUACGGGAGAGGAUGGCUGCGCAUGCCCCACCCAGCUGGGCUACCAGCUGAAUGUGCCCAAUCCGAGCAAGCCCAAGAAGUACGAGGGCGGCCAGUAUGGCUAUCGCGUGGACAAGCCCGUGCAGGCCAAGGCCAAGAUCAGCUACAGCUUCGACUUUACCGUCGAGGAGCCGCGCACAGCUGCGCCGCCCACAGUCAAACCGGCCAAACUGUACGCCAAGGUGGACCGUGUUACGGUCAACAAAUCAGAUUGCCGCGCCCGGGACAAGUCGAGCUGCAGCUGCAGCAGCUGCUCCGCUGCCAAGCCAAGGUACGUAGCCCAGCAGCAGCAGUCCAUGGCCAUUGCCAAUGGCAAUGCCAUACGUCGUCGUCGCGACCUACGUUCGCAUGGGUCGCUGCUGCGCAAACGCAUAAUGCGCCAGCAGCAGUUGCAGGAGCGUCCGGUGCGUUAUGUUAAGCUCUAUCACAAGGAUCUGACGCCACAGCAGCAGCAGAAGAUGCGUAUAUUUGGGCUGGUGCCCCCACAGGAGCACGCGCCCGCCAAGAUCAAGCGUAAGACUAAAAAGACAUCGGCCCAGGGCGUGGGGCAUGGCAAGCGCUGGCUAGGCCUGGGUCGCCACUUGGUCAAGCGCGACAUCAAGGGUGAGUAUGAUCUGCUGGAGCGGGACCGUGCCAAUAUUGAUUUGACGGCGCCAGAGAUCAUACAAUACAUGCCGGAGACACUGAAUCCCAGUUUCAAGCGCGGCCAGUGCCACAUGGGCUGCGGCGCCAUCACAGCCAGCGGGCCAGGCGAUGCCGCCGAGGAGGCGCCACAGUUCAGCAGCACAGGCAGCACCGAACAGCCCGAGAUAUCGGAACGAAAUACCGAGCAGCCAGAUAUAUCGGAACAAUCGGAAAUGCCGCCACCGCCACCGCCACCACCUUCGCUGGUCAACACGAUACCGGCCAAGCGCUCGGCGCUCAGCUAUUUCCCACAGCAGAUACCUUCGCCGCUGUCGGGCAACUACAAUGAGUACAGAUUUGUGGAUGACUCGCAGCUGCGAACGCUGCUGUCGACCACCUCGGUGCCAGAUCCACUCGAGCAGAGCUCAACGCCGCUGCAAUUCGCUGGCGAUCUGCAGUCGAUCAAUCCGCGCACCUAUGCACCGCCAGUGCUGGGCAUCGCCGAUGGCUAUCCGGUGGAGCACGUGGCUAAUAAUCAGCUGGAUAGCAUCAUAUCGGGCAUUGUUUACAAGCAUCCGGAAUAUGUUGAUACCGAUUCACAAUAUGGCGGCGUCUUGGUCGACCCCGAGCCCGAACAAAGAAAGCAAACGACCGACUUUCUCAAGAAGCUCUUCGAUGGCCGUCUCGGCGGCUGGGGCUUCGACACGUCCACCGAACCAGAAUCGGCGCUCAGAGCUGAUUACUCGACGACGCCGUCGACAACCUAUGGCUACAAUAGCCACAAUCACGACGGCUACAGCUUGGAUACGUACAAUGUGCCGCCCAUCACAGACUAUCUGCGCGCCUGGUUCUAGGCACCACUCGCCUAAGCACUUAACUAACUCUCUGUGGGCUGAUAGAUCAUUGUAUUAUACACAUAUGUAUAUGUAUAUAUAUUUAGUGCGGUUGUUUAUAUAGGGGGAUAUCUGUGGUUCUACUUCUAUGCUA
Drosophila arizonae is the source of this 1765-nucleotide messenger RNA. It is a transcript of the gene Cp7Fb, whose product is annotated as Chorion protein b at 7F. Lineage: Eukaryota; Metazoa; Arthropoda; Insecta; Diptera; Drosophilidae. The record is from RefSeq and is a predicted model, not a curated record.